GGACUACUGGAGUUUUAAGUUACUUUCCUCAAAAUGUGGUCUCAAUGUGUUUAAAACCAAGGGAGAUAACCCUCAAUAUCAAACGCGCACUUAACAUCAAUUAGGAACAAUGGCGACAGACUCACAGUCCGACGGCGAAUGGGAAGAGGAAUCUACUGUUCUGGUUGAACUAUCUGGAGUCAUAGACUGUGAUUUCCUCAACACUGAAGAAACUAAACAUUACACCAAAGCCCUGGGCUUAGGAACCCCAAACCCAGUUGUACAAAUUGGUUCACACAUAUUUUCUGGCAAAUAUGAAACUAAUGUCGGUACUUCGUUACUUUUUGAUGAUGUAAAUAAAGAUGGUGCUACGAAAUUAGAGUAUUUAUGCCACACUGAUAAGAAGCUGCUUCUGAAACGGGUCUUCCUGCAAAAGAAAGAUGAUUCUCCAAGAAUUGAUAUUGAUGAUAUGGAAGACUGCAGUAUUCUCUCUUCUGGUAAUACCCUGAGGUCUUGUAAUAUGCCUAUGUGAUCCAUCCAGAAUGAAGCCUAACAGUGUCAUAGUAUCCAUUUACUUGCAAGUCUAUGAUGGAAUCAGACAGAAGACAAACUAAGAAUGGUUUCUCUCCGAAAAGAUGUUCAAAAACCUCAACCAUCCUUCUGCCCAAUUUGACCAUUAACAUUAUGUAAAUUAACAUUUAAAUAAAUCUAUCAUCGAUA
Molecule: messenger RNA, 699 nt
Organism: Octopus sinensis (East Asian common octopus)
Lineage: Eukaryota; Metazoa; Mollusca; Cephalopoda; Octopoda; Octopodidae
Product: general transcription factor 3C polypeptide 6
Exons: 5
Coding region: 110-511 (133 amino acids)
Biological process (GO): transcription by RNA polymerase III
Cellular component (GO): transcription factor TFIIIC complex
Source: RefSeq, a predicted model, not a curated record